Raphanus sativus (radish) is the source of this 1455-nucleotide messenger RNA. Its product is annotated as putative transcription factor bHLH056. Gene Ontology annotation, molecular function: protein dimerization activity. Bases 218 to 1279 code for a protein of 353 amino acids. NCBI's taxonomy places the organism in Eukaryota, Viridiplantae, Streptophyta, Magnoliopsida, Brassicales, Brassicaceae. The transcript is spliced from 7 exons. The record is from RefSeq and is a predicted model, not a curated record. Gene Ontology annotation, cellular component: nucleus.
CAGUAUCUCUCUUUCUCUUGUUUUUUCUCCCUUUUAGGGGUGAAGAUGAUAUCGUGGAGCUCUUACGGAGACCCAGAGACCCUCUGUUCCUCCUCCUGUUCUACGAGGCAGUGGCAGUGGCGGCGGGGGUGGAGAAGAGAGUGCUCCGCUUCCACUUCCGCAGCCUCCGCCUCUCUACAGUACUAGUGAUCAGAAUCUAUUAAUACACGAAGACGAAAUGGCGUCUUGGCUUCACCACCAUCCUCCUCCUCUUCUCGGUGAAGAAGAUGAGUUCCGCCCCCAUCUUUUCUACUCCGGCGGCCUCGUCUCAACCCCGUUUACUCAGCCGCAGGGCUCCCUCCCUCUCACACCACCACUACCGUUACAACCACCACCACCACCAGCUAGUGUUAUUUACACUCCCACGGCUGCACAGAGACCGAUAUGUCAGUUCACCACCUGGAGAAGGGCGGAGAACUUCACCAACUUCUCGAGGCUAAGAGUCGAAGGUGCAGCUGGACCGUGGGUCACCGGCGGAGGAGUGGCGCAGACUUUUGCGGUUCCCAGAGCGGUUAGCGGGAUCGCCGGACCAGUGGUCUCAGAGACGGGAACAGAGCCGGUUCAGAUACAACCAGCGGCGGCGGCGGAGGAUGAGAGGAAGCGAAAGGAGAGAGAAGAAACUGCUGCUGGCGAUACCGAGGAAGCAGCUGGUGGUUCAACGUCUAGGAAGAGGUCACGAGCUGCAGAAAUGCAUAAUCUCUCCGAAAGGAGACGGAGAGUAAAGAUCAACGAGAGGAUGAAGACUCUCCAAGAACUCAUUCCUCGCUGCAACAAGACUGAUAAAUCCUCGAUGCUGGACGACGCUAUCGAGUACGUUAAGUCGCUACAGAUGCAAAUACAGAUGAUGUCUGCAGGAGGCGGUAUGAUGCCACCGAUGAUGUAUACUCCACCAAAUAUGCAACAAUUCAUGCCCCCCUCGGCAAUGGGCAUGAACAGGCCUCCUUUUAUACCUUUCCCUGGCACAGCUUUUCCUAGGCCGCCGGCUCAUUUGGCAGGUCUCUGUCCACCGUAUCCAGCACCGCGAUAUCCUUUUCCAUCCAGAGUCCAACAGCCUGACCCGGUCCAGAACCAGCCUCAGUUUCCGGGUUACUUUAAUCCUUAUAGCCAGUUUGUAGGUCUCCAACAAAUGCAACAAUCUCCUCCUCCUCCGUUGCAGAAUCAAACAACAUCACAGCAGAGUAUCAGCCAGGCAAGCAGUAGUAAGGCACCUGAAGACCAGGACAAUAAACCAACAGGUUAAAAAGGAUUACUUCUCCAAGCAUAUCCACAGAGUUGAAGAUGUAAACUGAGAGAAAAAACAUGUAAAUUAUCGUAGAAGAGAUGUAUGCGUUUUUCUUUAUAUUAGGCCAAUAAAUAUUUCUCUGCUGCAACUAAAACUCUUUGUAAAGAGAACAAUAAUAAAGAGUACUACUAGAA